This is a messenger RNA of Dioscorea cayenensis subsp. rotundata (Guinea yam), 1176 nucleotides long. RefSeq lists its product as uncharacterized. Lineage: Eukaryota; Viridiplantae; Streptophyta; Magnoliopsida; Dioscoreales; Dioscoreaceae. The record is from RefSeq and is a predicted model, not a curated record. Bases 1 to 1176 code for a protein of 391 amino acids. The transcript has 7 exons.
AUGAUAAAUGACAUCAAAAUGUCAACAGAUGGAGCUCACCAGAAUCAUUACACAUUUCAAACAUCAUGCUUGAUGAGCUGGAGAAUAUGGAAAAACACAAUGUUCAGAAAACAUACAUUAUUUCUACAGAUUUCUUUGCGAUCAGUUUAUAGUUCUGAAAGUGAUGGAAAAUACACUAGGUCUUAUGCAGAUUGUCAAAGGAAACAGCAAUAUGAUGUUAGCUUUGGCCUCUUAGAUGAAAAAUUCCAUGAUCAAAUGAACUAUGACGCAUGGAAGAAGAAACCAUUUCAUGCAGAUGGCUGUCUUUCUCUUUUCCCAGAAGCUAAAAGAACUGUAGUAAACCCUGAAGACCCCUUUUUAGAUAACUUCAGGACUGGAACAAGCAUAGAUAAAAGCUUUGACUUUUCAGGUGGCUUCCAGAAUUCAGCACCAUUGACCUCAGAUUUCAGACAGUUAACAGCAGAAAGAGUGAAUUCUGCAACUAAUAGUAGUGCUAACUUUGAGACAACCAUUGAUCCUCAUGCUUGGUCUUUCACUGGAAAGGAAGAUAUGCAUGACAGCUUCAGUUUAUUCAGUGAAGAGUCAUGCUCAUCCACAGCGGUUGGAGAGGAAAGGAGUUAUGAAUUUGAAUCUCAGUCGAUUGGAAUUGGAAGUAGACACAGUAAUUUUAAUGAUUGGGAACAGUUCCAUAGUCCCUCCAAAAAAGUUCAGAAAUUUUCUGCCAAGAAAGCAAUUCACGCCGGUCUGGGUAAAGUUCGCCAGAAAAACAAUUUGGUUGGGUCGCAGCGAUCUGAGAAAGCGCAAAAUCAGGGGAGCCCAAAAGCAAGUCGUCAUUUGCAAGAACUCUCUAUUUUUCAGACGGUCUGGGAACCAGAAAGCAUUCCUCCAUUCGAGGAAGGAUUUACUUCAACUGAACUUGAUACCAGUUCUUUUAGCUGCAAGAGAAAGCCUGAGGGUGACCUCUUCAGCAUACCCACUCCCGAAGCCUUUUUUUCUACAGAAUUGAAUGGGAAAUCCAACUUUCCAGUUGACCACGGGGUUGAAGAAUCAGGACAACCAUCAUCAGGUUUUGAUUUUCACACGCAGAAACCGGGCAAACAUUUUAUGGAAGCGGAAGGCUAUUUUCUAAACAUAUCUCAUGCUGAUGGUUUCCAAUAUGAGCAACCAACGUACUAG